CAAGUCUUUUGGUAUUUGGUUUCCUAGCCAAGGCCAUCAUGCUAAUCAGCUUAUAUGUAGUCAAGUUUACAUGAAGCAUGCCAGCAUGGUGCUACUGCUACGGAGUAGAAUCUGGGCGUUCACAUAACCUUGUGUAAAAUGGCAUCCAAGUCGUCUGGUUUGACCCACGUUGACGGGUAGAUGAGAUCAGCUUGACGCGCUUAGGCAUUAGAUUGGGGCAAAGCGUCUCUCUGCGUGAAUCCACGCCUAAAGACAGAGCUAAACAACACUCUACUCUCUCUAGGUUGGAAAAGCUUAACCCAGUGGUCAUUAGGAAACUUCCCCGCCAUAGAGUUCUCAUCCUACCCAAGAUUACUUUACAUAAGCUUUUGUCACUAUUAACUUCUAAUCAGUUCAGCCGUCUUUGAUCGCUAUGUAGUUGAACCAUCCUCUCUUUUUGUCCUUUGCUACUCUACCUAUAUAUGCAAAGUUGUGACCAAUGCGUGUUCUCUCAAACCUAAUUCAACGCCAUGCGUGCAUGAACCCAUUCAGAGAUCAAACAAUCUGCAGAAAAUUCCAUGGUAAACGGUUAAAAAGAAAUUUCCAUGUCACAGGUAUAGGGUCAAAUUAAACAUUUGAAAAACCAAAAUUUCCAUGUUGAAAUUAAUGGAUCGAUGUUACGGUAGGAUUAGGAAACUGCAUUAUUCCUGAACUUUUACGUCCGUUUUUUUCUUCCCUUCUCGUCAGACAAACGCUAGUGAUGCUGUUCCAGGCCGAAUCCAUGACACCAUCAAAGGAAACGGCUGUCAAGCCUGGAUUGACGGGGGCCAACGGGCGCUUUCACAUGUCGGAGACGCAAAAAAGCCACUUUGCCGGCCGGCGCCAACACAUUGAUUGGCUGCUUGAGACCUGUUCACAAGCUAGCUCAUCUCGUCUCAUGAGUCAUGGAGGCCAUUACAGGUUUUCCUCUCCAAGACGAUGCUGCUAAGCGUCGCCAUGACACCAUGGAAAGGAAGAAAAGGAGGGGAAUAAAAACGGAAGGUAGCUAGCUUGUGCCGCUCAGGCCAUGAAUGCAUUACACCUCGAAACUAACUAAAUUCUAUCACAUCGUCUUAACUCGAUUGUGGGCUUAAUUAGGAAACUGUCCUCUUCUGGCGUCCUCCCAUUCAUAGGCGAUAGGUCGUUAAUCACCUGUUUCAUGUAAACACUAUUGGGUAUUAUCACUAGGGAUGGCAAUUUCCCCCGCGGGGCCGGGUCCUCUGCGGGGACCCGCCCCUACGGAGGCAGGGGCGGGUGGGAUUUUUCACCCGCGGGUGCGCUGGGGUCGGGGCCCCGCAUUUGGCCGGGGAGGGGACGGGGGGAACAUUUCACUCGCCGGCCACAUCUCGGCGUCGCCACUCGCCAGCCACCAUCUCCCCUCCCCUCCUCUCCAAUCUCCCCUCCGGCGUCCGGCCUCACGUCUCCCAUCCCCUCCACGGCUCCAGCUCAGGGCGGCGGCGACACACAGGGCGCGGCGGCAGCGCAUAGGGCGGCAGGGCGCAGUGGGGAGGCGAGACAGGCAAGGGCACGCGGCGAGGUUGCGGCGGCCGGCGAGACAUGCAAGGGCGUGGCGAGGCGACGGGCGCAGCCGGCGAGGUUGCAGCGCACAGGCGUGGCGGCGGCCGGCGAUUCACGUCUCCAAUACUCCCAAAUACUCUAGGCGAUUCACAUGCGAGGUAUUGCUCCAUCUCCAAUACUCCAAGUCUCCAACUGUGCCUUGUGAAUGAAAGUGUGCCCAAAUGCAUGGGUUGGUGAGUUGGUCUCUUAGGAGAUAAUCCAUGUGAUGCACUGAGUUGAUAAUUGUCUUGAAUUUUCUA
This is a messenger RNA of Oryza sativa Japonica Group (Japanese rice), 1835 nucleotides long. RefSeq lists its product as uncharacterized. The record is from RefSeq and is a predicted model, not a curated record. NCBI's taxonomy places the organism in Eukaryota, Viridiplantae, Streptophyta, Magnoliopsida, Poales, Poaceae.